AUGCCGUACUACUACGUUUCUACUGAUUCGGAAGACUCGGACAACGACUUCGAUCGCUACUCCAAGAAAAUUAACGCCCGCCGCUCAAAGUCGCACAAGGCCUCCAAGCCCGCUUCCAAACGCUCAAAGGUGAGCAAGGCCACCGAGAGCUUGCCACCCAAGCCCUCCAACAAGAAGCUUGCUCUGGAGUACGAAGCCGCCGAGUGCUUUGAGAUUUUCGACCGCUGCGCUGAGCUGGAUCUCGAUUCUGUAGUGGGUGAUGCUGAGUUCCUUUCCACCUUCGCUGACCUGCUCCAGGAGCUCCAGGCCCGUUUGGAGAGCAUUUUGUCCCGUGCCUAUGGCAAGGCAAACCAGCGUUUCCGCCGCCGCGUUGCCUUCUACAUUGCUGCCGUCAGUGACUUGCUGGGCGAGGUCGCAGAGCUGCUUGAACAGGAAUUCGAAGAGGAAAUCGCUUCUGCCUCUGAGGAGGACUCAGACGACGACUCCGACCGUGAGAUUGAUCCCAACGACAGCGAGCUGGACUCCGAGGAAGUUGAGGCCGUUUUGGCUCAGGCCGAAGCGGACGAUGUCAGCGACAACACCGACUCCGAGAUCGAAUUCGUCGAGGUCCACUCUGAUAUCGAGGACUCUGAUGUCGACAUGUCCGAGAGCGAGCUCGACAGCGAUGUUUUGAUUUAUGCUGACAGCGACGAGGACAUUUCUGCUGCUGAUUCCGAGUCCGAGUCUGACGACGAGGACGAUUCUGAGGACGAGUUCUCUGAUGUUUCUAUUUACGAAGUCGGCUCUGAUGACGAGGAGGAGAUUGUUUACUUGAGUGACCUUGAGCCUGCUGCUGAUUGUGGCUCCGAGUGUGAGUGCACUUCCAGCUCCACCUCUUCUUCUUCAUCCAGCUCCAGCUCCAGCUCCAGCUCGAGCUCGAGCUCAAGCUCCGAGUCCGACUCCGAGUCUGAGGUUUUCGAACUCUACUAA
Molecule: messenger RNA, 969 nt
Organism: Wickerhamiella sorbophila
Lineage: Eukaryota; Fungi; Ascomycota; Dipodascomycetes; Dipodascales; Trichomonascaceae
Exons: 1
Coding region: 1-969 (322 amino acids)
Source: RefSeq, a predicted model, not a curated record